GAUGACUCUCAUAUGCAGCAGAGUGCCAGUACUAGUGCCGCUCUACCUUUUGGUAAACUGGUGAGCACCAGCGGCCUAGUAUAUCCUGUUCUUUCACAUACCAGCACUUCAGUAUCACUUGGUGACGUGGCAAGUCCCACAAGUACAGUACAAGCUACUGCGGUGGCGAGCACAAGUAUUGUCCUGCAACCAUCAAGAAUUCGAACACAGGCCCAUAGAGCCCCUAUGUCCUUCCGGAUGUGCUUGCAAACCCUUAUUAGCAGCCCACAAAUUCUCCAGCAACCGUACUUCCCUCAUUCACUGCCCAAACCAGAAUUUAGGUGGAAACAGCAAUUUUAACUACUCCCCUUGAUGUUUUGGAGCUGUUU
Staurois parvus is the source of this 368-nucleotide messenger RNA. Lineage: Eukaryota; Metazoa; Chordata; Amphibia; Anura; Ranidae. The record is from the annotation of a GenBank genome assembly.